Messenger RNA from Metopolophium dirhodum (rose-grain aphid), 1994 nucleotides. RefSeq lists its product as uncharacterized. NCBI's taxonomy places the organism in Eukaryota, Metazoa, Arthropoda, Insecta, Hemiptera, Aphididae. Gene Ontology annotation, cellular component: endoplasmic reticulum. The record is from RefSeq and is a predicted model, not a curated record. The coding region runs from base 370 to 708 and encodes 112 amino acids. The transcript has 5 exons.
GUAAUACCCAUAAUAUUGAUGGUGCUAGGUUUCUACCACCACUAGUCGUGUUUACAAUGUUUACAUUCGGGCAUCGUUAAUUAAUAAUUAUUGUUAAAUUAUUAUACUAAUAUACUAUAUUACUAUUAUAAUAUAGUGAUUAGUCCAGUCUGUCGUGGCUCUGUUGAGUAUUUAAGAUAGACAUUAAUUAUUAGAUAUUAUUGUUAUUUGUUUUUAAUAAAGCGCAUUAAUACAUCUUAUUAAACGCGUAAUUAUUACCUGACUACCGGUUUUAUAGUAGUCGCAGCCGAUAUUCUAAUUGCAAUAACUCGGACUAUUUCUGUUUGCAAUACUACAGAUAAAGUUGGUUUUGAAGUUAGCAUUUUUACCAUGAGCGAUAACGACCCGUGCGAAUGUUUUUGGAAUCAUGAGCUAUCUAUGCAACGACUGCUGUCACUGCUACGUCAGUCACAGUCGGCAUGCACGGAUAUUGAUUGCUUGGAACCAGUGCAAAGAUUGGAUGGACCAUUGGCAUCAAAUAGUGAAGAUACUAAUUUCAUCUUAUUAACCGGAAUUUGGGUUGUUGUUGCUUUGGCUUUGUACUUUAUGCGUCCUAAUCAGGCUCGUGCACAAGAGGAAACUAUAAAAAAAUUACCAUUUGGUGGAUCUGACAAUAGUGGAUCAGAUGAUCCACCAUCGCCACCUCCUCCAUCAACGGGAGCCCAGUGAUAAUAUAAUAUUUUGACGAUACAUUCUACAAGAAUUUUGAGCUCGCUCAAUCUAAAAUUCCCUUCCAUUAUUCCACAGAUAAUCAUUAUAAUCACAUAGAUUUAAGAACUUAAAAAUUUUAAUUAAAAUUUCCCACUUGACUGACAAAAUCCACUGCACUAAAAUUAAACAUCUAUUCAUUGUUUUUAAAUAACAAAAAAAAAUAUACCUUAACUUUAAACAUGAUAAAAUGUUAUUAUAUACGCACACAUAAGAUAAUACGUUUUCUUUUUCGUCUAUUAUGACUAGAGACCAGAAUAAUUGUAUGCAUUAUCAUAUUAAUACUGCGUGUAUGCACAACUAUGAGAGUUCUAAUGUGGGCUUUUCAAAUCAAGCCGAUUCCGUAGACGAAAUUUUAUUUUGUGAUUAAAGCAUAUAAUUUGUAUAUUUUAUACACUUUUCAUAAAAAAAACUUUUUAAUCUUUCCUUCCUCCUCUUUAAAAUAAAAACGAGGAUUAUUAUGUUGAUCAACAGUGAUUAAAUAAUCACGGAAAUCUUUUUGAUAAUUGAAAUUUAUAUUUUUUUUGUUGCUUGACAUAGUUUUGUUUUCAAGACUGUAUUUAUAAUAACUAUGCUCCUUACAGAAAAAAAAGAAAUAAAAACAUUUUUACUACCGCAGUUUACAAUGAAUCUUUGACCACUGAACUAAAUAUAAUAAAAAUAUAAAAUGAAUACAUGUAUAAUUUUUGGGUUAAAAUUCUAAACAUUUUUUAAUGAAUAAUAAAUGUGAUUUACUUAAAGUUUUUAUUACAAAGAUAAUUUGAUUAUCUAUACAGUCUACUUAAGAUAUUCUGUAUUAAAAAUACUCUGUAUCAUAGACUUAAAAAAAAACUAUUAACUUCUUUUUUAUUUUGGUCCAAAUGUUUAAUGAAUAUACUGCAUAUUUUGUCAUUUUCAUUAUAUUUAACAUUUUUUAGUGCAUAUAAUUCCGGUCUCUAAUUAUGACAAACAAUGAAGUUAUAUUGGUGAUGUGUGUUAGUUGAGUGGAAAAUAUUAUUAUUAAUUAUUAUACAUUAUAAUACUAUAUAUUACUUUUAUCAUAUGCAAUAAUAAGGAGAGGAAAUGUACAGAAAUGUAUUUAGUAUUUGAGUGUGUGAAUUGAUUGAUUUAUUAUAGCUGUUUUAUUUUUAAUUUAAAUCUUAUUUUAUUGUUAUUUUGUUAAAUUAAUAUUUUAAUAUAUUUACAAGAACCGAUAAAGCAUAAUAUUGUUAAUGAUGGGAAUGAAUUAAAAUUUUCCAUAAUAUGUA